This is a messenger RNA of Podarcis muralis (Common wall lizard), 7311 nucleotides long. It is a transcript of the gene LAMC2, whose product is annotated as laminin subunit gamma 2. The record is from RefSeq and is a predicted model, not a curated record. NCBI's taxonomy places the organism in Eukaryota, Metazoa, Chordata, Lepidosauria, Squamata, Lacertidae. Gene Ontology annotation, cellular component: basement membrane. Gene Ontology annotation, biological process: animal organ morphogenesis; tissue development; axon guidance.
CCACCUGCACCCCUACCAGAGGAAAUACCAUAGCUUUAGUAGCAACGUUCUUUGGAUACAUUCCAGAUUGUAAGCAGAAUCCUUUCUGUCUGCUAAAGCUAAAGAAAGGCCAGGACUGAAAUCCCAAAGUUUUUUCCCUUUCAGCUCUAUCAACACCCUAUCCAGAUAUAUCUCCAAAUCAUCAUUUGUAAUCUUAUCUUCUACUUCUCCUCCAAAUCCUUGAAUGGAGAUCAUUUCCAAUUCCAUUUCCACAUAGCCAUCUGAUUCCUUCAGUUUGCUUAUUUCUUGAUCCAGUCCUGCCACUUUUCAUCAGUUUGUUCUGGAGUCUCUGUGCAUGCUUCAUUUCCAUUUUUACCUCCAUAAGCCUGUUUCUCCUCUAGCUUAUUAUUCCCAUCGUUAUCUUCAUCCUCAUCAAACAUUGUUCUGAACAUUUUUAGCUCUUCAACAGACACCUGUCAAUGGGACCUUUGUUCUAAUUUUGUGUUUGCCCAGAAAGGUGAAACUGUUUGCUGCUGCCCAUCUCUACUGCCUGGUAUUGCCAUGACCUGGAGGCAAAGGACCUGACAAAUCAAAGCAAAGCAUGGUGAUGAUCUCACCGCAUGCUUUUUCUGAGCCUCCCAGCAGUGAGCAACCACAGAACAUUACGCUGUCUGAACCAGCAUCAUCAGCUUAAGGCCGAGGAAGCUGCCAGACAGCUCAAGAGAUUAUGAGAAACACCUGAGCUUUAAUUACCUACAAUUAGAGUUUGGAAUCAGAGGCAGUAAGCUAGGAGAUAAGAAAGGCCUUGUACGUAUGUCACUUUUAAGUAAGUUCUGAACUCCAUAUCCCUAUAUGCAUAUGUAUAGACUGUGGGUCCCCCCCCCAAUGUUUUAUCACCAAACAAGCAGCUUAGGAAGGAGUUCCUGUUAAGGAUGAGCCAAACAGAAAGGCAACAAAGUGCCCUGCUUCCUCAACCUCUUAGCAAGCAUUUAUUAUCAAUGUAUGUGGAUAGAGGUGCUCUGAUAGACAUGAUGUACUGAAACUGGCAUAAAGCUUUGACAAUGUCCAUUGCCAAAGUCCAUUGCCAAACAAACUUUGCAGCCAUGGGAAAAGUAGACAGUUCCUCUUCUGAGUGGGUAACUAAUUAAAGAACAGGAAGCAGUGAUUAAGAGGGACGGUGCACAGUUUUUACAACAGAGGAAACUAAAUUCUGGAUUUCCUAAGGACUUUUACUGGAAGCAGGGACCAUAAUUUUUUCACAAAUACCUGGAGAGUGGUGCCAAGUGUGAGUAAUUAACUAGAAGCUAUGGGAGAUCUUGAACACAUGUCACUGAAUGUUUGCAGAGGACAUCAAAGUUACUCAGGAUGGUGCAUCUCAAAGCAAACUUUGAAGAGAUCCUAACUGAUUUCUCUAAAAUGGGUGAAUGGAUAAGAAGAAUGGCAGGUGAGAGUCAGUUGAUCUGAUUAACAGUAGAGGUUUUCAGACUUCUUCAGUGGGGCCACAGAGUUUCUCAGAAGCUUACCAGGAUGGCUUCUAUUAGAAAACCAAGAAUAGUGGAUAAGCUUCUGUACCACACUUGGUCUUCCCCAAGACUACACAGCCAUAGGAGAAUGUGUGGUGUAUUCAACACGGCACCCUCAGCUUAUGCACAAUUAAUGGUGAGGCGCACUGUUCCUAGUCAGCUGUGCCCUGUGUGAAAAACUGCUUGUGGUCUACAGGAAAAGCUCCAGACUUCUCUGCAGCACACAAAGCUCAGUAGGAUAAAUAACUUUUUAUAUGGAAAGCAGGAAGUGUGAAGACCACUGAGCUAAAGCAAAUAACUCCGCCUGAACGGUAUUGUUUUGUCUGCUUGAGUUUGGUGCAAAAUAUGAGCUGCUUUGUUUGUAUAAGGCUGGUGUUGGGUAUAGAGUUGUGAGUAUAGUAAAUUCAGUUAACCUGAAUUUAAACAUGUACAUUCCAGAAUACUUUAAUCAGGAUGAAGUCUUAGCUCAUCUUCUUUUUCAUCAUAGAUUCAAAAUAUGUCAGACAUAAAGGAGUCCCUCUCAAGCUGUUUUGAUUGGAUAACAGCUGGUGAGGUGUGUUUUCUGGGUGUUGCUAAGGUAAUAGUAAUAAUUAUAAUGCUAACAAAUUCUUUGCAAGUAUUCUAAUUGGGCUAAGGUGAGUGGGAACAUGCCCAUUUCAUUCUGGAACGUGGCACAGGUUUAAUAAAAGUGGUGUUACCUGAGGGUAAAACCAGCUACUUAAUGAAGUUGUGUUUUACAUUAAUGAGUUUACAGAACAAGCCCUGCGGUGAGUCUGGCCUUGGGCUUGCCCUGUAAGCGAUUUUAAUGCGGAAGAUCAAUAAUUAAAUUGUUCUUUCUGUCCUCCUGCCACCCACCCCACUCCCUCUUGGCCUGCUGCCAGGGGCUUUGGCUGCUGUGUUCUGCAGAGAUCCGCCCCUACGAAUGGCUAAGAAGAAACUGUUAAGUGUCUCCCUGAACUGUACAUGGGCUGGGCCCUCUUUUUUUUUUUAUUUGCAAGGUGAGUCAGACUGAAGGCAAGUUCUCUUAUUCCUGUCUAGAGUGAUUCAGGCAGAGGAGGUGAUAAAAAGCACCUGGAACAAGAAACAGCGGCCCAGGUGGAAUUGUCCGCAGCUGCACGUCCACCACCACACAGCUUUGUCCCUUGAUCUUGAGGCUUUUGCUUGGAAGAGUUGGAUCUGAGCACUUUCUGGGCAACGCAGCCCUCCGAACUUCCCUGGAAUGCCUCAGCACUGGCUGGUGACUGUCAGCUGCCUUGCAAUCACUCUCCUCCUCCCGUCAGCUGUUGGCAUUCAAAGAAGAGAAGCCUGCCAUUGCAAUGGGAAAUCCAGGCAGUGCAUGUUCGACAUGGAGCUGCUCAGACGAACAGGAAAUGGAUACCGGUGCCUCAACUGUGCCGAAAACACAGAGGGAAAUAAUUGUGAGCGGUGUAAGGAGGGCUUCUAUCGCCAGGAACCUCGAGGACGUUGUGUAUCCUGCAGCUGCAACCCCAAAGGUUCUUUCAGUGUACAGUGUGAUAACCAGGGACGGUGCCACUGCAAACCUGGUGUGACAGGUGAUAAAUGUGACCGAUGCCAGCACAAUUUCCAUUCCUUCUCAGAAUCUGGCUGCAGAGCUGCUGGGCAAAUACAGAAUUGUGAUUGUGAUCCAGCUGGCAGCACGGGCCAGUGUGUUUCAGGACGUUGCAUCUGCAAGGCAGCUGUUGAAGGAGAGCGAUGUAGCAGUUGCAAGCAGGGCUAUUACAACCUAGAUGCCGGAAACCCAGAGGGCUGUUCUCAAUGCUUCUGUCAUGGGCACUCAACAGCAUGUUCCAGCGCAGAAAAUUAUAGCAUCCAUAAAAUCACCUCCACCUUCGAGCAAGGUGAUGAAGGUUGGCAAGCUCAAGGAAAUGGGUCUCCUUUGCAGCUCCAGUGGUCUUCACAUUAUAAAGAAGUUUAUGUGGCAGCAAGAAGGCCAGAUCCCAUCUAUUUCAUGGCUCCAGCCAGGUUCCUUGGGAACCAUCAACUGAGUUACGGCCAAGAGCUGUCUUUUGAUUAUCGUGUGAACCGACCUGGACGUCACCCUUCACAGCAUGAUGUAAUAUUGGAAGGAGCUGGUUUAAGAAUCACUGCCCCACUCAUGCCUAAUGGAAGGAUGUUGCCUUGUAAAGCCAGCAGGACCUAUACAUUCAGGUUGGAUGAGCACCCAAGCAGCAACUGGAGCCCUAGGCUGAGCGGCAAAGAGUAUCGCCAGUUAAUUGGGAACCUGACAGCUCUUCGGAUCAGAGCCACUUAUGGAGACAGCACAGGGUACCUCAGUAAUGUCCUUUUGGAUUCGGCACAGCCAACCUCUGGCACUCCAGCAUCCUGGGUGGAGCAAUGUGUCUGUCCAGUUGGCUACCAGGGGCAGUUCUGUGAGAAAUGUGCCCCAGGGUACAAGAGAGAGGAUCCUGCUGGACUCGGUGCUCUCAGCAACUGUGUGCUCUGCAGCUGCCAGGGAGGAGGAAUCUGUGACCCAGAUACUGGAGAAUGCUAUUCUGGAGAUGAAAGCAGUGCCACCUGCCCAACUGGUUUUUACAGCUUCCCCUGGAGCCCACAGAGCUGCCAGCCAUGCCCGUGCCAAGGUGGCCAAGGCUGUUCGGUGCUGCCAGGGACACAGGAAGUCAUUUGCAGUCAUUGCCUUCCAGGAGCCGGAGGCUCUCACUGUGAGCUUUGUACUGAUGGCUAUUUUGGCGACCCCUUGGGUCAGAACGGCCCGGCACGUCCCUGCCAACCAUGCCAGUGUAGCAGUGCUGACCCAAAUGCUUCUGGGAUUUGCAACCACUUGACAGGAGAGUGCAAGUGCAAGGACGGAUUCUUUGGAAAUCCUUUAUCCAUCAACCCAGCAGAGAAAUGCCGAGCUUGCAAUUGCAAUUCUGCAAGUUCUGAGCCAUCACGGUGCCACAGUGAUGGGAGCUGCAUUUGCAAGCCAGGGUUCGAAGGGCGGAGCUGCGAACACACCCGUUGCCCAGCCUGCUACAACCAAGUGAAGACUCAGGUAGACCAGUACCUCCAGCAACUGCAGGGCCUUGAAGUGCUGGUCUCUCAGGUUCUUACUGGUGGAGAGUCAAGAGAUAACGGAGAGCUGGAGAGGAAAAUGAAAGAGGCAGAGGAGAUGCUCCAGCAAGUCCUGCGGGAUGCCCAGAGCUUACAAGCUUCUGACAGGUCCUUGGGGAGCCGCCUGUCCAAGAUGAAAGUUCAAGAGUCCACCUACCGGACCCGGCUGGAAGAGAUCACGGAGACUGCCAACAGGUUGCAGUCUUUGGGUGGUCGGUACCAGAGCCAGGCAGAAAAUGCCAGGAAGCUUGUGGCAAGAGCUCGCUUGGAUUUGGAGCAGAGCAAGGCAAAGAUGGGAAGCGUGAUUAUUCCAUCUUUAGACCUCCCUGGAGGGUCAAACCAAUUUUUAAUCCUGGCACAAGAAGCCAUGAAGUUGGCAAACAGGCACAUGCAGCUGGCAGAUACUAUCGAGCUGGCAGCCAGGGCAGCGGCAGAAUCCUCAGAGCAGGCACUGGGAUUGCUGCAGUCAUCUGCGAGUGGAGGAGACAUCCUGGUGAACUCUGUGCCAGGGCUCCACAAAAAAUAUGAUGAGGUAAAGUUGCUCUCAAGCAAACUGGAGGCUGAUGCUGGCAAAGCUGUGUCUGAUGCUGACAGGGUCUACCAGAGUAGUCAGAUGGUGCUUGACUCUCUGGCUCGCCUACCAAAGGUCGACACAAGCUUCUUUCAGGAGGAAGCCGGUCAGCUCCGGAAGAAAGCAGAUUCCUUAACUGGCUUAGCGGGAAUGUACAUUGCAGAAUACAAGCAGCUCCAAGGCAACUCGGAGCGUUGGGAGGAAGAGAUCAAAGAGCUCUUGCAAAAAGGACAGAACGACAGACUGGUGUCUGUCCAACUGCUGUCUCGUGCCAACCUUGCCAAGAGUAAAGCUCAGCAGGCACUGAGUGCUGGCAAUGCCACCUUUGAUGAAGUGGACAGCAUCUUGAAGAAUCUCAAGGGGUUCGAUCUUCAAGUAGGGAACAAGCGAAAAGAAGCUGAAGACGCCAUGCAAAGGCUCCCGUUCAUCAGCAGCAUGGUCACCAGAGCCAGUGAAAAGACAAGCAUCGCAGAAGCAGCCCUGGGCACUGCAGCCACAGAAGCAGAGGCAGCCCUGAGAAUGGCUGGGGAAGCAAAGGAGAUUGCGGGGGACAUCGACCAGGAGAUAGGAAGGCUGGCCAUGGAAGCAAACAGGACAGCAGAUGGAGUAUUAGUCCUGGAGAAAGGAAUCAUUUCUUUGCGGGAUGAGGCUAGACGUGUGGAGAGCGAGUUACAAAGGAAGGAGUUGGAGGUUGGCAUGGAUACAACCAGAGCUCAGGAAGUUGGUCAGGCGUCACAGGGUGCCCAGGCAGACGCCACUGAUGCUGGGAGCACAGUCCAAGAAGUCCUCCGUGCCUUGGAAGAUGUUUUGCGCAUGAUGGACCAACCUGAGUUUGUGGAUGAGCAAGGUGUGAUCAUGCUUGAAACGAACCUAAGUAAAGUCAGAACAAGAAACAACCAGUUGAAAGAACUGAUGGCGCAACUGGAGGAAACAGCCAGGCGUCAGAAACUUCGGAUUCAGACACUGGAAUGGAGCAUUACUGAGAUCCUUGAUGAUAUCAAGAACCUGGAGGAAAUCCGGGAUAGUCUUCCCCCAAGUUGCUACAACAUACCACCCAUUGAGAAACCUUGAAGCCUUUGGAAGCUGGGACAGAAGACUUCCAUGUACUCUGCUAGAUCUUGGAUACACAAAGCAUCAGAGUUAGGCAAACGGUUUUGAGUGCUUCAAAAGACCCAAGCCUCUCAGGACUCAAAAAGCCACAUGUGACUGCUGAAUAGAUCUUUUUAAAGUUCCGUUCAUCAGGCUGGAAGAGCAGCCGCAUCAUUCUGGUUUAUGUUGCAGCUGUUCCACUUUGGUGCAUCAAGCAUGGAGACAUAAAGUUUAUCCUAGUUGUCCCACUCCUGGGAAGCCAGAGGGACACCUGCAGGCUGCACGACAAAGCAGCUGAAUUUAAAGAGACAUGAUUAUUGCUGAAUAUAUUAGGAGAAGGUAUGUGCCCUGGGUUAGUGUGUGGCCGCAGUUCAAAGCUCGGAGCCAGCAGCUGAAUCUGAACUCCCAACUACGUGUCCGCCAUCCUACCCUUCCUUUCUCCCAGCCUGAUCUAAUGUAAUAAGAUGGAAGUUAAACCCGGCUAAAUUAACUUAUGCUACAUUAAAACCUUUUUAUUACCAUGAAUUACUCUUAACUCUCACUCUCCCACUUAGCAUCUCGCAGGCUGCUUUUCCUUCUGAAAAUCUUUCUUAGCAUCUAAUGUUUCUUAACCUCAAGGAUGGGAUAAGUUUGGGCCACUGAGAGCUUGCAUAGGCCUAAAACUGGUUCAGUAGCAUUGCCUCACCACAGGAAUUCUGGGAAAUCAGUGAUAUCGAACAGCAUAUUCUCAAUACUCUAAUCAAACUACAGUUCCCAGAGUCCCUCAGAGUGUGUGGGGGGGGGGCAGGGGAAGCCCUGAGAGUUACUUGUAGAAAAUAAAUAUAGGCUUGUAGAAGCCUGUGGCAGCAAUGGUGAUUUAAUAUGUUCUUGCUUCAUUUCUCCUCCCUUUUUUUACAAUGAAAAUGGGGGGUGUCUCUAGUAGAUUAUCUACAACAAGCUCAAGAGUGUUUUGUUAACCUCAUGUGGCUAUAUAGUGAGAACCACCUACCUGGCCUUAGGCUAUAGCUUGGUAAAGGUGCCUAGCAGUGCAAGCCUAUAUAUACUCAUAAGAAAGUCCCACUGAAUGCAAUAGAACUU